UUUUUUGGAUACUUGUUAGCCUAACAGUUUUUCAAGAGUUCAUAUUCUUUUUGUCUAUAUAACGUGUGACGUUUGGAGACGUAUUUGUUUUACAUGAAGCAGUGAUCUUGUCGUGUGCAAGUAAUUUUCUUUGCUAAGGGUAAUUGGCAAUACUACUGAACAAAAUGAACUAUACAGCUGUGACACAGCCCGGCGUUGCAUCAAUGACGAAAAGAAAAAAAAGGAGGAAAAAUUAAAAUUGCUGGAGGCUUUAAUUGAGACCAUCUAAAAAAGCAGCUGGCCGUGUCUUGUGUCGAAUAUAGUGGCAGAGUACGAGGUGGAAAGAAUCCUCCUUACCUCACUGAAUGAUGUUAAAUUCUUUAGCAUUCGAUAAAUCCCCCAGAACGCGUUUGUUAAAAAAUGGAAACAAUCUCAUGAAAGCAUUACGCUGUAACUUAUGAGGUAAGUUUAUUUUCAUUAAUUAGUGAAUUUAUUUUUAAUGCAAAUUUUUCAAGCAUUCAUGCUCGAGAACUCUCAAUCAUCUUUUUAUUUUUUAAUAAUUAUUUCGCAACACUGCCAUCAUCUAAUAAACUUACACGCAACCAUUUUGAGUACCUGAAUACAAUAGUAUCAAAAAAAGAACGAGGGGCUAUGUCAGCUGGAGAGCAUGCGCUCUGAGGUUAUGCAAAUUACUUUCAACUGUCAAAAUUCUAUUGUUUUAACGCGUGACUUUCUCCAUGUGCGCUCUGAGGUUAUGCAAAUUACUUUCAACUGUCAAAAUUCUAUUGUUUUUAACGCGUGACUUUCUCCUUGUUCUCUGUCACGUCCAAGGCUCCGAAUUUAGAGAGGUUAACAAGCGAAAUGGGUUUAGACAAGGGAUAUUUUCGAUAGAAUUUACGGAACGUUUCUUCUCUGGUUAUGCUAGAUCAAGAAUAAAAUUGUGACGACAAUUUUACGUAAAAACGCAUGCCAUUCAUAAAAUAGUGCGCAAACAAAAAUUCAACAACAACAUAUUGUCUUAUUCAACAAAAUAAAUCGAAGUUGUAUUUUACAAACGAGCUACAAAAGACGCUACACCGAAGAUAAAGACCAAGACUGUUUCAAAUCAUUAACAAUUAGACUUAUCUGUCGCUAGUGAUUUUAUAAUUUAGAUGCUGAUAGAACAAGAGACAUCAAGUCUUUGUUUUGAUCUUAGGGAAACAUACAUUAUCGCGCAAAAUUGUUCGAUCGUGCCGAAUCACUGCGACGUCGAGAAAAACAGAACCAAGCAUCAUUGGUAUACUACUCCACUAUAAGCAGUCCGUUGAUAAAAAGGAAAAGUAAAUUCUGCUAUUUUCCAAAAAUAUGCUCGAACACAAACAGUUCAAAAACAUGGCAUUUACAGGAUCUAACUCGUACUAAGGUGCCUCUCUAAGUCCGUUGAGAACAAUCUGGACGAGCAAACGGUCGUGUUUAUCUUUGCCGUGAAUCCAUAUAAAUACAAGAAGGAAUCUAGCCGAAUUUUAUAAUGUUUCCUUCGCCAAGAGUUUCGUUUGGUCACGAAACUCAUGACCUGAUGCUCUUGUAAUCGUUUACCAAAAACGGCCGCCGCCAACUCGAUAGCCGCUUCAUUAUAUGUCCACAUAUUUUGAGCACAAGAAAAAUCCAAGAGCCAGCAACCUCUAAAAUAACUCAAUAGAAAGGUUCUGUGAACUAUAGGGAAGAUUCCAUCCAAGAUUCCAUCACUCAUCGUGGAGUAGCCGUCAUUAACUCUGCCAUUACAACGGCCGCUGAUAAGAGGACACAGUAAAUCCACGUAAAAACAUUCCACAGGCAAACAAUUUCAAAAUAACGCCAAAAAAUUAUUUUGUAAUCACCACAGAACGAUUCUUAAUACAAAACUUCGCUAACUAUCGAGCGAUGGCUGAGAUUUAGACAGAUAAAAACAGCCUUCCAAAAUCUCCGACAGAACUUGAAAAAGACGGGCCAACUUUUUCAAGUUUCAUUGGCUCGCGCAUGCGUGUGGGGUGACGUGACUAGAAUGGAUACUCCAAAAUCAGGUAUCCGCUCGGAGACUGGAACUGAAUAAAAUUAUUUUUCGGCAAAUCGCUCCGACUCUUUGCGACCUUGUUGUGUUGAAAGACCAAGUAUACAAAGACUGAAAAGGCGAAGAUGAGAAUGGUUACUCCAAAAUAUGGAUCAAAGCCUACAUAGAGGUUAGUUGUUUUUCACGUUCUUUUUGUAAGAAUUUAGUGUAAGGAGUAAACAAUGUCUGUUUAAUUACAGUACCACUACCGCGACUGCCGUGUAAAGCUUAUUCAUAGCAAAGUAUCUGUUUGGAUAGCUCAGAAUAAGGUGGAUACUUCAGAAUAAGAAUGGCCAAAAUAUGGAAGUUUUGGCCAUCUGGAUUAUUAUUACUGAACUUCCCAAUACAAACAAGAUUGUUACGUUUACAAAGAGGGUACAAAUACAGUUAAGGUCAGUUAACCAUCUUGUAAUUUUAUGGGUUAGUUGAUUCCAAGUGUUAACAAUAGUAAAAAACACAUAAGGGACCUGUCAUUUAUUAGAGGCGGGGAAGGGCUGGUGCAAUUGGGGGAAGGGUCAUUAAAUUUUAUGUAGCCAAAAAGGGGAGGGUCACCAAAAAUUUAAGCUGGGCUUUGGGGAGGGCCAUACCAUUUUUAGCAAACAUUGCUGUUCACUUAAAAUAAAAAUAAAUCAACAAAUAAAAUAAAUUAUUUAACAAACAAGUCCUUUGCACAGUAAGCAUUUUAAACUUUCAUAAUGAUCAACCUGAACUACCCAACAACCCUACAUGUACGUCUUUUUCUUGAUUUGUUUUUCAACAGCAACACACUGCGAAACAUGUCUUUGCAUUGAUCAAGUUUCUCAUUAAGAUAUUUCAAUUCACUGUUUACUCUUUUUUUAGCUUCAUCAAGCCUUGUAAUAACAGCUUCAUCAAACGAUUUAGAAUACUCUCCUCCUCGUAUAAAAUUACCAGUCUUUGAGUGAAACAGGGUGUUAAGGUGGGCUUUAAUGCGUCUAUCCAUAUCUGAUAUGUUCUCUAGUAACUCACUGAGCUUCAUAAUGUUCGCCCUCAGUAUUAACUAAUCAGCUGGGACACUCAUUCAGACCUUAAGGUACGGAGGAGCUCAAUCUAGAAAAGAAUUUUCUUGGCACUGUUGUCCUCAAUUUGAUCUAGAAAUAUGGAGGGCCGGGGACCUCCCUAGAUCUACUGCUGGCCUCUGCCAGCCCACCCAUGUUCACCUGCUAUCUUUUUACAUUUACUAAAAACUCUAGUAUCAAUUCAAAUUAUUUAUCCUAAAUAUUAGGAUUUUUGCAAUUAUUUACAGUUGCUUUUUUGUACUUGUAUUUUGUUUUGUUUUUUUUUUUCAAAUCCUAGGAGCCUCAUUGUCACCAAAACUCUCUGCCUUCCAUACCCUAUUCCACACUGAACUUUCUGACAACAGUCCUCAGCCAAGUGGUACCAUCAUGGUGUUGAAAAGUGUGGAAAUAGAUCCUGUUGAUCCUGGGAUGAAUUAUUUUUCUUUUUCAUCCCCCUUCCUCCACUCAAGGGGGGAGGGGGGGAAGGUGUUUUCCUUCCCCUCCCUUCACCUAUUACACAUUUCCUUGUUUGCGAGACAAGACCUUCAGCAUUAAGCUGGUUAUGGGCUAUUUUUUGUUUUUCACUCAGUAUGGUGAGCUUAUCAUAAAUUUAAAAUGGAAUAAAAAUGAUCAUGCAGGUAUAUCCAUGUUGCAGCUGUAACAGGAGGAGGAGUUGGAGAUCCAGGGGGUGUUGCUGUCAAAUGCUUGUGAGGAACAGAGAAACCAGCGGGAGAAAGAAAUGAAGAAAUGAAAAAAAUUGGAGAAGGCUUCAAGAGAAAUAGCAAAUAAAAUGAAAAAAAAAAAAGAAAAAAAGAAAACAGGAAAAAAAAAAUUUCAUUGAGGCCAAGCAGAUGGCUGCUCAGUUGCAUGUCUGGGUAGCUUGACCCUUUGGUUAAUAAAAUUCUCAAAACCACAAACAAACCACUCUAAGAAUUUGAUAAAAUGUGUAAAAAAAAUUGUUUAUUACUUUUAUAAAAAUAAAGUUGUUUGUUUACAAUUCUACAACCAUUUUUUCAUUUCUUCCUUUUCCCAUAAUUCUUUCCUCUGUUUUACUUUCCUCUUACUCUUUCUCCACUUCCACAAUGUGCUUUUAUGUACCCUCUAUACCUGGGGUGGAAAGUCACCUGAAAAUUUGAAAUUAGCCAUGCAUUAAAUAAAGCUUCCGUUAUAAUCAUUCUUUCGGGAAAUAAAGCUGCUACUUUGGCGGUAAUUCUAAAAAGCACUGCAUUCCACGAUACAGUGCCUUGAUUCAGCAAAGAAGCCUUGACCCUUUUAUUUUAAAAGUUAAAGAUUUUCUUUUGGUAGCAGAGAAAGGCCCCCAGUUCAGUGCAUUACAAAUAAUUAUCACCUACAAAGUUAUCUAUCAUCUAAAUUAAAAAGGAACAACCAAAUCAUUUCCUUGUGGUACCUGUUUUAUAUCAAAAUGAAUAACUAAAAUACUGAUAAAUAAAUAAUAAUUAUUGAAGUAGCUGGUAUAUCCAGGCCGUUUUAGCUUAACAAAACAAAAACACAAGGUAAGUCAUUCUCAUUUCUAUUUUUGUCAAAAAAUGGAAUUUAGGACGUGUUUUGUUUAUUGUCAUACAUUCUCUUAUAAAUUCAAAGUCCAACAAACUUCUUCAGAGUUUGGGCUACCUGUGGAUGGGGCAACAUUUCAUGACAGGAUGGACAAUAAAGGGGCUGCAUUUUCAACACCUUCAAUGUGACUGGAAGUUACAAAGGUUCACACAGCAGAUUCAGGAAUACAAAAUGACUAACUUGGAAUCACAUAGUUUACAUUUGCCAAAAGUAGCUAACAUUGGGCCUUUUGGUCAUAGAAAAGACUGUAAAAGGAUUUGGGUUGUGGUUGGCUAAUUGUGCCAGAUACCCAGCGCACCAAAAGGUUGACCCGAGUAUCCCACAAGUUGUGAGGGUCACUUUGGUUUUUAUAAUCUCAUAAAGUACCCAUUCUUCUCACACUAAACAAAACAGCAACUUACCACUUAAAAGUGAAAAAAAUCAACCAUAAUAUAUAAGAAAACAGAAAUAGUUUAUGUUGAGCCAUAAAUUGAACAACAGGGUGUUUCAUGCAUGAUCGAUUUCGUCUUAGUGCAAAUGUUUGCAGAUAUUUAGUACGUCAUCACCCAAAGCAUUUACUGGAAUAAAUAUAAAUGUUAUGGUUCUUGGCACCCUUGUCUAAAUAAGAUAAGUACAAGUUGACAGGUGUGCUUGAUAACCUUGUCCCCAUCUGAGGGAGUUGUCCUAUCUGGGUACUAAAGUUGAGGGUGUCAUCCUAAACAGGGUAUGGGUUUCAAACCCUCAGCGGCUCGCCUACACCCAAAUAUUGGUCGAGUACCCCUCCCCCCCCCCCCCCCCCCCCCCCUACACUGGGCUGCUAUCCUAUAAGCAAGCUUCGAAUUAACUGAGCCUUAAUUACACAAUGGUUGACUGUAUUUGUACCCUCUUUGUAAACGUAGCAAUCAUGUUUGUAUUGGGAAGUUCAGUAAUAAUAAUCCAGAUGGCCAAAACUUCCAUAUUUUGGCCAUUCUUAUUCUGAAGUAUCCACCUUAUUCUGAGCUAUCCAAACAGAUACUUUGCUAUGAAUAAGCUUUACACGGCGGUCGCGGUAGUGGUACUGUAAUUAAACCGACAUUGUUUGCUCCUUGCACUAAAUUCUUACAAAAAGAACGUGAAAAACAACAAACCUCUAUGUAGGCUUUGAUCCAUAUUUUGGAGUAACCAUUCUCAUCUUAGCCUUUUCAGUCUUUGUAUACUUAGUCUUUCAACACCAACAAGGUCGUAAAGAGUCGGAGCGAUUUACCGAAAAAUAAUUUUAUUCAGUUCCAGUCUCCGAGCGGAUACCUGAUUUUGGAGUAUCCAUUCUAGUCACGACCCUUUAAAGGCGUGUUUAAUUACUAGGCUUUUUUAUCGUCAUAGCGGACGUCAUCAUGAUUCAGUUCAAAAGCUAUGCAUGAAAUUAGUACUGACGAUCAGUCAUGCUUUGUUUUCAAAAUAUGACGUAUUUUCAUGUCAAAACUUCAGUGAGAAUUAUUGCGGUAAUAAUCCAAUUAAAAAAUUGUAAAGUGCUUCAUGGCGAUCUCAACUUUUGAUCAAGCGCAAGAGCCAUGCUCUUGUCAAGCGGUAACUGUUCAAUUCACCCGAAACUGGCACUCCGGAUUACGUAUUUCAUCCGUCAGAAGUUGAACUUAAUAUAAUAUUAGUAUGCAGCUGCCAAAUAACGCAGACGGUCUUGGAGUUUAGUCUGCUGUACUUGCAGUUUGCGCUUUAGUCUCUAGCCUGUUCCUAGCCUCCCACGCUAGACUGCAAAACAGUCCGUUUUUGCGUAUUCAAGUACGCGCGAGCAGUCAAACAAAAGGUCUGGAAUGAGGUUGAAAACAGAGAGCGAGACUGGGGAGAGACGGUUUUUUUCUCUCGCCUCACACGCCCUACGAGCGUGUGAGGCUCGCGCACUUCGCGCGCGUAAGACUCUUACGCGAAGCUUUACCGUUUUCUUUACUGAUUUUGAGAAAAAAAAACCGACUGUUUUGCAGUCUACUCCCACGCAGACGUUCUUAGGGGUUCGUCACGCGUGCCUGCCCCACGAACGUCUGCUGACUUGAGCGGAAAAAAACGUAGACCAAUCACAGCAGACUUCCAGAUCUGGGAAGUGCACUUUGGACCUUGAGAAAUUUCGCGCUUGACUUUAUGGCUCCAGAAAAGAUCAGAAAGGUCUCAUGAAACUGUGAAGACGUUACAGUUUUAAAACAAACUACUCAGUUAACUCACAAGCGUUCGUACUAAUGGCUACCCUCAGAAUCUCGUUGAAAAAAAUUACCUCGGAGGUUUAAAUUUGCUCAACGGAAGUCGGCCUUACUACAAACCAAUAACGUGUGAAAAAAAUUCUGCCUUUUGUUCAGUAACCCCGCCGUUGCAUCACCCAAAGAACGACUUUAUGAUCAAAUGACAUCAGAGAGAAAUAUACAUAAAGCCAACGCUUAUCUCCUAAAUUCUCGUCAAGAGCAAAAAUCUUUGGUCACGUAUCACACUCUACAGAGCGUGUACGUAUGUGUUUGGCUUGUCAACACUUUGACUUCAAUAACGCCGAUUGUAUCUCCGAUAAUCUGCAUGUGAUCUCCAGCCGAUGUUUGCGAACAGUGGGAAAGGAAUUUAUCUUUCAGUUCAGCAGACGUUCGAGGGGCAGGAACGCGUGACGAACCCCUAAGAAGGCUAGCCUGUUCCAGGCUCCGAGGCAACUUUUCGCGUGCCUUCUUCUUUCGCGUCUUGCCCACUAUCUGAGAGCCUGGAAAAGGAUACCUUUUCUCGUGCAUACUAGACGUCUUAAAAUCUUGUGCCGCUAAAUGCAAACGCCAUUAUCCAAAAAAGGUGAUUUAAGAAAUAGGAUUGCUUGAUCGCGUUGACUUCGUUUCCUGUAAUGAUUAUUCCAGAUUAAAGGGGCUUAUGUCACGCGGGUUUAAGCCGUCACCUUACCGCCCAUACAAAAUGCUCGUGCUUGAAACGUAAUCAGGAAGCACUAUUAAUAAUUUUUUGGUGAUUAAUUUGUAGGGCACAGCAUCCAAACUUGAAAAAGUUGGCCCAAGUUUUUGAAGUUUCAAUCCAUGUCUAUCAUUUCCUUCCGUAGAGCAACAGACGACAGGAAACAGCUUCAGUGCUUAUGUACGGUGUUAAACAAUACUGGAUCAUUAUCAUUUGGAAUGCAGUUGAAUUGCGAAGACUCUCUUUUGCUUGUCAAACAGAUCUCAUAACAAAUAGUGUGGAUAGAACCUUUACUUUCCAUGAAAAUAUAGUCGAUACAAAAUUUAGGGCUUGUUUUCAUGGAGGUGGGGGACCCCAGGUAAGUGAAUUAACACGCUUAGGCCGAGUAACCCGCCUGUCCAUAUAAUCUCUAAUUUUAAUUUAAUUACGUUUAGAUGAUAGGCGGGGUGAACAUAUCAGAGAUUAUGUGGACAGGCGGGUUACCCCAACCGGCUGCCCACCUAAGGAAGUUACCUCACCUGCCUGGGGUGCCCCACCUCCGUGUAAAUAGGCCCUUAUGCCCCUGUGGUAUUUUAGCUUUUGUGGUUUGAAUCUAUUUAUCUGAUUCAUCAGACUGAAAACACUCACCAGACUGAUCUUAGGAAGGGUACUAAGACAGCAUUCAAUUAACAAAGACUAUGAUAGACUAUCUGAUACCGUCUUCAAACUCUUAAACUCCCACCCGAGCAACGCAUGACUGCAAUCAUUAAGAGAAUAGAUGGCCGGCAAAAUAAAAUAGAUAAAAAGAGUGACUAUAACAAUAAUAAAAUCUUUAUUACAAAACCUCAAUUAAAAUUCUAUUUACAAUCAACCUACUGUUACUAUAACUGUCUUUUUAUUUUUUUUUUCACUUAAAUUCAUGUCUGUCAAAAAAUAUUCGUUCGUCCACGUCGUCAAUUACUUAUUGUUUAUAGUGAUUCCUCUAAUUGUUUGGCAGUAUUUGUGGCAUAAAGGCUUUUGAGGACCGAACAAACAGAUCAAAUGACUGAAAAAUAUCAAAGCACUGAAACAUAACAACAGGGUUAAGAAAAGCAAACUGUCCGCAUGCUCAGCAUAACCUUUUUGUGGUCGAGGUUUUGAAUGCUAGACUACGAGGCAUGAACAAUUAAUCCAGCUAGCAGUCAGUGGAAGACUUGAGCUCGGAGUGGUCUGUUACUAAAGAUUCUUACGCCAGCAAUUCACUUCUUUUUUUUUCUGAUUUAUUUUCAGUUUCUCAUACGAUUUCGUUGUUUUGUUCAAAAGUUUCUCUUUCUAAGAUCAUAAAUUCAUUCUUAGCAAAUGCCUUAGCGGAAGUUGUCAUUUUUUAUUUAUUAGGGGACUCCCCCAAAACCUGUUUAAUAUUUGGGAGAUCCUGAAUAUAAUCUUCCUUCGAUGUCUUUCGCUAUGGCUUGAUGCUCUAUGCUUUAUUCACUGCACGCUUCAGAACCUUUAAGAAACCAAUGAUCUUGCUUUCAAAAUACGGGAUGAAGUCCAAUUAGGCGUGAUCAAUGGGCAGUGUCUCGCUCGCCCUUGUGACACUCGCUUUCCAGUCAUAUGACGGAAAUAACGUAUUAGUUCCGAUCCAAAAACGGUAAUAAACGUAAAAAAAAUUCCCUUCAGUGUUAUAAAGUAUAUGAUAUAAAACAUUCGAAACCUGAGUUUGAAGACUAUUGUGCAAUUUGCGUGGGUGAAAGUGUUUUGAACGGAUAAACGAUGUGUGUCUUUGUAAACUUUCUUGAUCAACCUGAUGAACACCUGAUCUGUCCGAUCUGCAAACGUGUUUUCAGCGAGCCAUGGCAGACGUCUUGUGGACACAGAUUCUGUAAAAGCUGUCUCGAUCCACUUCUUCGGUGAGUCAAGUACAAAGACCAUGGUUACUGCUUGUAUAAACAUAAAUCUUGGAUUCUUUAAAACUAGAAAACUCUACUGCCAGUGAUUAUUAUAAUUAUUCAAUACUUGUUGUAUGAAUUGAAUUUGCAUUGAGUCGACACCGAGCAUAUUUUAUAUUUAUUUUUUUCAUCACUUCUUUUUACUUUAGAUUCGAUCAUGAAAAAGGCUCAUUUUACUAAAUAUAAUAAUAGUGAUAUAUUAACAAAAUGGUAAAAUAAUGUUGUACUCCAAACAGAAAUAUCUUCUCAGUUUAUUAUAAGAGUUACUCAGUGUUGGGCAUCGUUUUAGAAUUUUUAAGUUAAACUUAUAAUAUACGCCAUUAUAAAUAAAAAGCCGGCGAUAUAAUUUGUGGUUAGCUAAACAUAUAGAUGGACAUGCAAUAUAUUUUCUUAUCCGGUCUUAAAUUCCCCCCUAGUGUCCCAUGAUAUAUACAUGCACUAGCUGAUAACUUGAUCCCGAAGUUCUGAUCCUUGAGCCAGUUAAAUUACGGCUGAGGCUUACAAUAGAGAAGAAAAGGUAACAUAGUAACAAAUUAGCACAUGGAGGACCCAAAUACACAAAAAAUGGGCUCCUUGUAUUGACAUGUACUAAAUGUUUUAUUUCUGUUUUAAAGACCAACAUGUUUAAAAUGUCCUGUCGAUGGAGAGAAAAUUGCAAGAGAGGAAUCAUUUCGUGAUAAAUGCUGUGAAAGGGAGUUACUUGACCUGCGGUGUAGUUGUCGAUAUAAAGACAGAAAUUGUGAAUGGAAGGGAGAAUUCAGGAAUCUAAAGGUAAACAACCUAGGUGUAAUUCAUUCAGGUUCCUUUUUGCCAUACUGAUUUUGAAAGUAAAAUUUGCUUGUCAGCCCCAGUAGUCCUUUUGAAAGUGUGCUGUCACAACGCUAUCAGCUUGACGAAACGGAUCCAAAUAUACGGACCAAAGUGUGUAAUCACAAUUAGGGGAAAAAACCGCAGUCAUAUUGAUAUUGAUAUUUAUUAUUUUACUCUAUGUACAAAAUUAGAUCGGUUGGCUACACAAUUGACUAGAGAUGUUGAAAUUGAUUUUUUUCUUUUACAUUAAGGUCCAUGAAGAGUUUUGUCAAUAUGGCGAUGUAAAGUGUAAAGCGUGCGGGGAGGCAAUGGAGAGAAGGCAUCUUGAACAACACAGGACAAAGGAUUGUAUCAAUAGGACAGCAGUAUGUGCAUACUGCAGCGAAAUGAUCCGAAACGACAAAAUGAAGGUAUGAAAAUUAAUAGCAGGUUUCGCUAAUUAAAUGUUAGCUACUGCCUGCUUUAUUCUCCUUACCAAAGUCUUCUGGGGAAGACUCAAAGAAAUGCGAGUUGCGUAUGUCCGUAAUUCACAAAAUGGAAACCGAAUUAAUAUUUUUUUCCUACUGUUUUGCAUUCAAAUUUUCCUAAAUUAUAUUCUUACCUCCGUUAUCUAUAUCCACUGAAAAUGAAACUUAUUAUUUCUAAAAGGGGAAAUUUCUAAGGGGAAAACACCAUUGGAUGCUGAAAUGUUUUGGCAAUUAAAGAUUAAUUUUGUUUUUGAAUGCAAAUUUCAGUCACCUGGUGUUUGUUUGAAGUUGUUUCAGAUUCAGUUUCAAUUUUGUCCAAUGGAUAUCUCAUCAGUAUAUCGACUUUCUAUUUUAGGAUCAUCUACAGGUUUGCCUCCAACUUCCAACAGCUUGUCAUUUGCAUUGUGGAAAAGAGGCCAUACCACGAGACAUGAUGGAAGAACACCUGAACAAGGAAUGUCCAAAAGCGGAAGUGCUCUGCCCCUUCACACCUCAUGGAUGUUACUUCAAAGUAAGUUAAAUCUUGUAAAAACUGUAGCAGAACUAAUGAAAGAAGCACUGAGUCAUGCUGCCAUUCGAAACAAUUUACUAUGUAAAGGCCAAAGUACCGUUGCAUAUAUCAAAGAAUCGAACAUGGCAGCAUUUUGUCCUCAGUUAUUUAAUACCUGGUCUCAAUAUGGUUCAGCUAGGAAUCAAGCAACAGGCCAAAUUCCGUGUACGCUAGGACCCCAGCGAAGCUCAUUUUCCCGAAAGAAACAAAAUGAAUUUCAUGGUCUUGGUACAUCAAUUUAGCUGCAGUUUUACUUGCCCUCUAUAGAGCAAUUUCCGAUGUUCCGAUAAAUUAGCAUAGAUUCUAGCCACGUGCGUGAGGAAAGCUAUACGGCUUUAGUGAAAGCUAAAACGUGUUUUUGGAACAAUUGGAUUCCAAAAGACUAUAUCAUGGCGCUGAAAUUUUUCCCGCCGUCUGCUGCUACGGAUGGCGUGGAUCGAUGGAGAUGGAUUGAAACUUGAAAAUAUUUGGGCCAACUUUUUUGAGUUUUACUGCUUUCCUGCAAAAGUCAACAAAAACUUAUCAUGGUCAGUGCUCCCUUGAUGAAAACUGUUUGAUAUGCUCUUUAUAACUCUACAAGAGCAUUUUGUUUGAAGGCGCAAAUUAAUGACUUUAGCUAAAACAGGAAUAUCCACGUGACAUAGCUCCUGUACAGCCGGUCAUUUCUAGCCAAUCAAAAAUCACACUUAACAUUAAGAACCGUAGGAAGCGUCUUGAUAUGCUGCGAUUGCGAUAUGGUUUAAGAUAUAAUAAGUAAUGUUCUUUUAUUUCUUUUUCUUUAUUCUUUCUUUUCCUAGGGAAAAAGGGAGAUCAUCGAAGAGCAUCUCAAAAGCACUGUAACGCUUCAUUUGGAAAUGAUGAACCAAUCAUAUGUCAGGAGUCAUCAAAAGUCUGUGGAGUUAGCAGAGAGAGUAGUCCACUUAGAAGAGGAGAAAAAUGCCCUAGAAAAGCAACUUCAAAAUCAAACUGAACAACUUGUAGCUUCAAGAAUCAACAUUCAAACACAUCAAACGAAAAUAUCAAAAAUAGAAGAAUCAGUACAAGAUCAUCGAAGGACGUUGGAAAACGUGCAUCGAGAUUUGGAAGCCGUCAGCGGUGCUGUGCCAUCGCAAAUGGAGGAGAUUCUCAACACCAUAAGAGAACACGAGUUGAAGUUAAAUGGCUUACAGUCUGACGUGGUUAGUCUCAAAGACACCAGGCUGAUCUUUGGAGAAAAUGGAGAAAAGCCUCAAAUUUCUUCCUCCUUGCAUCACUACAAGGGGCGUUUGGACAGGGCUGAGCACCAACUAGCGUUACACGAAAUUCAGCUAUCUGAACAGGAUCUUCAGGUUAGAAUGCUGGAGGCUACUUCUUACGAUGGAGAUUACCUUUGGAAAAUCGACCAUUUUAGCCGAAGAUUUCAAGAAGCGGCUUCUGGUAAAACGCCAUCUAUUUAUAGCCCUCCUUUCUACGUUGGACGAUUUGGGUACAAAGUGAGCGCUCGUCUCUACCCUAAUGGUGAUGGAAUGGGCAAAGGAACGCACCUGUCAAUAUUCUUUGUUAUCAUGAGAGGUGAAUACGACGCUUUGUUACCCUGGCCUUUCAAUCAAAAAGUCUACUUUAAACUUAUUGAUCAGGACAGAGUCCAAGACGCUUGUGAUUCGUUUCGUCCUGAUGCUAACAGUUCCAGUUUUAAAAGGCCAAAGUCAGACAUGAACAUAGCAUCCGGUUGUCCAACUUUCAUUUCCCAUUCUAGACUCCGAGAAGGUGGAUACAUCAAGGACGAUGCCAUGUACGUUAGAGUGGCAGUUGACAUGACGAAUCACAAUGUUAAGGGCAAUUUGACGGCUUCCAAAUGAGGCACGUUCUAGUUAUCUGUCAUUUUGAACUUACUAGUAAUGUGUUUGGAACUGACACCGAUUUAUGUGAACUGGACAAAUCUUUUUAGUAUAGUAAAGGGAAAUGAUUAUGUGAAAUGGCUUUAGGGUGAAACUUAAAAUAAAAAAUACAAUGAACAUGAAUAAUUAUUACUUUAUGCAGUGACUGCAUAAAAGUGAAAAAUCUCAGAAGAAAAAAGUAUCCCUCUCAUUGUUUGUCAGGAAAACUAGGAACAAUGUUAACAAGUGUCUAGUUAUUCAUAAUUGACGCUAUUUUGUCUCUGUAAAGCAGAAUGUCUAAUACGUCUAACUAUUUAUUCCUUGCAAAGUUAUAAAAUACUAAGUUUCCGAUAAAACGAGGCUUCAAAAGUGAUAUGGUUCAUUUAUUACACAUAACUGUCAUUAUUACACAUAACUGUCAUAUUUAACAUUUUUAGAGUAUUUAACACAAUGAGAU
This is a messenger RNA of Porites lobata, 13577 nucleotides long. The record is from the annotation of a GenBank genome assembly. NCBI's taxonomy places the organism in Eukaryota, Metazoa, Cnidaria, Anthozoa, Scleractinia, Poritidae.